Molecule: messenger RNA, 3427 nt
Organism: Labeo rohita (rohu)
Lineage: Eukaryota; Metazoa; Chordata; Actinopteri; Cypriniformes; Cyprinidae
Gene: ccnt2a
Product: cyclin T2a
Exons: 9
Coding region: 39-2150 (703 amino acids)
Biological process (GO): positive regulation of DNA-templated transcription, elongation; regulation of transcription by RNA polymerase II
Cellular component (GO): nucleus; cyclin/CDK positive transcription elongation factor complex
Molecular function (GO): cyclin-dependent protein serine/threonine kinase activator activity
Source: RefSeq, a predicted model, not a curated record
UACGUGACGCUCGUUCUCUGUUCGUCUGCUGGACGGUAAUGGCGGCGUGCCGGGGAUCAUCGUCCAAAUGGUUUUUUACCCGGGAACAGCUCGAAAACACCCCGUCCCGCCGCUGCGGAGUGGAGCCAGACAGAGAGCUGUCGUAUCGACAGCAAGCCGCGAAUCUUAUUCAGGACAUGGGCCAGAGACUAAAUGUUUCUCAACUCACAAUAAAUACUGCCAUUGUUUACAUGCACAGAUUUUAUAUGUACCACUCUUUCACCAAAUUCCACAGAAAUACCAUCUCCCCAACGACAUUAUUUCUGGCUGCAAAAGUUGAAGAGCAACCACGGAAACUCGAACAUGUCAUUAAAGUAGCGCAUGCGUGUUUAAACCCCCAGGAGCCUCCACUGGAUACAAAGAGUAAUGCAUACCUCCAGCAAGCUCAAGAGCUGGUGAUACUUGAAACCAUAGUGCUGCAGACUUUAGGCUUUGAAAUUACAAUUGAACAUCCACACACUGAUGUGGUGAAAUGUUCCCAGCUAGUGCGAGCAAGCAAGGAUCUGGCACAGACUUCCUAUUUCAUGGCUACCAACAGUCUGCACCUCACCACCUUCUGCUUGCAGUACAAGCCCACAGUCAUCGCCUGCGUCUGUAUUCACCUGGCCUGCAAAUGGUCCAACUGGGAGAUCCCUGUUUCCACCGAUGGAAAGCACUGGUGGGAGUAUGUGGACAGCUCAGUUACACUUGAACUUCUCGAUGAACUGACCCAUGAGUUUCUGCAAAUAUUAGAGAAGACACCCAGUAGGUUGAAAAGGAUUCGUAACUGGAGAGCUACACAAGCUGCUAAGAAGCCCAAAUCAGAUGGUCAGGCCUCAGACAGCAGCUCCUUAGCGGGACCUUCAUUAACCCAGGAUAUGUCCUUAAUGGAUGCCCUUCCUGGGGUUUCUACAAAUACAGCAUUCUCCAAAGCCUCUACGUCUUUCCCAGUAACCCUGCCGAGCAACUCAAGCAGCAGUCUUUCUCUUGAUUCCAUUGCCAACAUGCAGGGAACCUCAUACACUUACACCGCCCCCAGUGACUGGCCUCAGGACCAAGUGCGCUCAGACCAGUAUUCUGUCAAACAGCUUCCCCCACACAGUUCUAUGCACCCACAUCGGCCUGACAAAAGCGCAGAGUUCAACCCUGCCAAACACGAACACAAAGCCAGUGGUGGGGCAAAGCACCAGGCCACGGCCUAUCCUCCACCUGCGGCACCCACGCAGAAAAUGUCUCUAGACAAGUACAGGGAGAAACACGCUGCUGAGAUGGCUGUGCAGAAACGCAGGCAAGAGCAGCAGAACAUGGAGGCGGAGGUCUAUGGUGCUCCAACACAGACGGAUCACCGCAAACACCUGCCCCAGCUGCCUCACGGGCAGCAGGGAGCAGGAGCCACCACUGCCUCGCCCCUGAAGAUGAAGCUGCCCGUUCCCGGGCAGGACAAGCUCCAGGACAAACGCGAGAAAGGGAGCUCUUUAAAACUGCGUCUUCCCGUCCCCUCCCAGAGCGAAAAGGGGGGAUCAAGUAAGGAGGAGCUAAAAAUGAAAAUAAAGGUCUCCUCUGAGCGGCACAGCUCCUCUGACGAGGGUGCCGCAAAGAGCAAACAUUCCAGCCCGCUUGUGAGCAAGGAGAAACACAGAGACCACUCAGCCCAUCGUCACCAUCACAAACACGGCCACUCACACACGCACACACAUAGCGGCAACGGCAGGAGCGGCCUCGAGGCACCCGCAUCUGGUUCGGCCCUUCGAAGCCCACUAAGUUCCGGUGGCGAUGGCACAAGCUCAGCUUCCAGCUCCUCACGCAAGAGGGUGAACCCCGAAUCCAGCCACAAUCACCACUCCAAAAAGAACAAAAGCUCCAAAGGCGGUGCAGGUAGUUCCUCUCAUUGUUCCUCUGUUCAGCAGUGUGUGUCCUCUCACAGCUCUGUUCUUAACCUUCCCUUCCCCCCUCCCCCUGUCACAUACCAGGUGGGCUACGGACAUCUCAGCACCCUAGUGAAACUGGACAGGAAACCAGUGGAGAGCCAUGGCCCUGAGAGCACCGGCCUGGCUAAUGGCCGACACACAGACUACAAAGACACUUUUGACACGCUUGAUUCGCUGUUAAGUGCCCGAGGAAUGGACUCUUGAACUGAUAGGAAAAAGGAUAAAAUAUAAAAGAAAAUCAAGCAUAGAUUUCAUUAUUAGGAGAGGAAAACAAACAGGAUUGUGAAGAGUAAGAGAAAGAAAAUAAAAUGCUUCCCGAUCUUCUGGCAGUUCGGUUCAGUCUCGCCAUCUCUGUAUAACUGCUGCUUUUCCUCAGUAUUCCCUCACGAGCAGUCUGUAUGUAUGUGUGAGCCAGUAUACGAAUGUCAGGGCCAUUAUAGUAAACAAACAAACAAAAAAAAAAGCAUAAUUUUUGAUAAAAGCAUAAUGAGUGAUCAAUUUUUGCCACAGUGGAAAUUUAUAGGACUGAAACACCCUCUAAGAUGACUGAUGCUCCUCACAUUUGUUAAACAAAGAAGGAAUGCAGAAUCAAGAUUUUAGUUCCAUAGUUCUUUGAAUGUUUCUUUAUUUCCUUUCCCCUCAUCUGAUACCUUCUAUAUGAGCUGCAUGUUUAUAAUGAAAGGGACAAGAUCGUUGUUUACAGAUUGUGAAGAAAAAUUUACAUACAUUCUCGUAUGUUAAAAGCUGUACCAUAACUUCUCAGGUUUGGAGCUGCUUGUAAAAUAUAUAAAUAUAUAUAUAUAUAUAUAUAUAUAAAUAUAUGGGGGUGGGGGGGAUUUUGUGACUCAGUGUUAGAAUCUGUCAUUGGCAUUUCUAGCGCAGCCUUCCAGUGAUGUGCUCUAGAACUGGUGAUCCACGUUGCUAUCAGGAGAGGGUGUACUAGCAGGCAGUCCACACACCCUGCCAAUUACCUGGCAUGUUGUCAGAGGCCAUGCAAUUUGUACCUUUUUUUGACCUUCAAGAUGACCUUAAGCUGGAUGCCAAAGGCUGUGCCUCAAAAAGUAUAGUUCUAUAAAGUUUACAUAACCUUCGCUGUGAAGUGCAUUUUAUAUAUUUCUUGGCUUGAAGCAGUAGCCUAUUUGUGCAACUCUGUAAGUCAGUAACAAAUGACCAGAAACGUACAUGGGUAAAAGAAGAUUGAGUUCAUUAUCACAGUGCUGACCCAAAGAGAUCUGGGCUUUCACAGGCCCUCAACAUUAUUUCUGAAUACGGAUGAAUGCUUUUGAUUUUUUUUGGUUUUGAUUCUUUUUAGUGUGAAUUUAUUGGAAAAUGAGGCCAGCAUUGUACAACAUUUUACUUUGGAUCUCUGAAUUGCAGUUGGAUAAGGCAAGUGCAAACCCUGGCACUUUUUUUUUUUUUUUUGGUCUUUUCCUAAUUUUAUUUAGAUUUAAUAAUAAAUUCCAUGGUUUCCACUACCUUAA